AUGGCAGCAGCAAAAUACGUGUUUGCAAUGGCAAUCUUAUUCGUUGGUGUAAGUGUAUUGUGGGCCACACCUGGAGUAGUUUCAUCGGAGGCACCUUCUUCUUCUUCUUCUUCUGCUGCUGCUGCUGCAUUAUCACCAGAACAAGAUCCUAAAUUUCAUGAAUACUUGCGACAGUGUUCCAAGAAAUUCAAGAAAUGUGGGCCUCUGGCGUAUGAUGCUGUGGUCUUUAAGAAUGCGACCAUGACUAAUCAGUGCUGUUACAACUUGGUUAAGGAUGUCGGCAAAAGUUGCUUUGAUAAUUUGCUCACCCUUGUUCUUCAUUCUCCUGCCUUCAAGGCUAAUGCUUCGGCCAUCAAAGAAAGCAACCGUCAAGUUUGGAAUCACUGUUCUUUUAUGUCAAAUUGGCUUGAUUAA
Messenger RNA from Neltuma alba, 414 nucleotides. RefSeq names its product protein DOWN-REGULATED IN DIF1 11-like. The transcript has a single exon. The record is from RefSeq and is a predicted model, not a curated record. The coding region runs from base 1 to 414 and encodes 137 amino acids. Lineage: Eukaryota; Viridiplantae; Streptophyta; Magnoliopsida; Fabales; Fabaceae.